AUGCAUCGUCGCAAAGUCACUAUUUGCGCUCUUCAGCUCACGCAGCGGAGGUGCGCGUCAACGGCAGCCAAAGUAAAGCCUUCGGAAUGGGCGUCCGUCGACUCUAUUCUUCCUCCACAGUCGACCCUGGGUAAAUGGUCCAGAGCGCAAACAACGUCCUUUAAUAGUGACCCUGAUGACUUCCAAGGAGUGUCUUUGCGUGGUGGACCUGCUCCCUCCGCUUCAAAAUGGGCUCGUCCCGCAACUCCUCAAUCGCGACCUGGCAUGAGUGCUCUUUUAACAAGAGCAUCCGAUGCUUCUAGUCGUGGCUCCACUUCUCGGCAGAAAUUGCAACGAGACCAAGCGCCUCAUAUGGGGACGCGCCCAUCUCCGGCUCAGAAGCAGUCUCAAGAACCACCUCCAAGACAGCGGGAAGAACAUCAUGGAGACCACAAAACUAGGAAGGGAAUGGAAUCAUCGCAGGUUAAAGGAGUUUCAAACACAGAGCAAGAGAGACAUCGCUUCUCUGCAGCGUUUGCUGUGGACGAAGACUUGGAUGUUGGCCGGAAUAGACGUCCUGAGCGGGUGAACGUAAAGGAUCGAGGCUCGCUUCGGCAUGCUAGAGAUGCCGCCAUUCCUAGCCAUUCCCGGAUACAUCAAACCAACCCAAAGCAUGGCUCGAAAGCAAAAAAGGCGAAGGUUCACUCAAAGAAAAUAGCCGUUGAUGUAUACAUUCCUACGACGGUUUCUGUUGGUCAACUUGCAAGGCUGUUAAACGUGCGGCAGACACUACUCCAACGCAAGAUGGUCGAAGCGGGGAUGGCAGCCGAGGCGUCAUAUGACCAUGUAUUAACAUCCGAUUACUCUGCCCUUCUUGCGGAAGAAUUUGGCCGCAACCCUAUCAUCAAUGAUGAGGCUGCUUUUGAUAUAUAUCCCCCUGUUCCGCAUCUUGACCCAACUACUCUUCCCAUACGCCCACCCAUCAUUACGAUCAUGGGUCACGUCGACCACGGUAAAACUACUCUUCUAGAUACCCUUCGCUCAGCAUCUGUUGCCGAUAGUGAGGCUGGUGGUAUCACGCAGCAUAUUGGUGCGUUCUCUGUGCCUGUCCAGGGUUCCUCUAGUGGGACAAUUACCUUUCUUGACACCCCUGGACAUGCUGCCUUUUCUGCAAUGCGCUCGCGUGGUGCUAGUGUUACGGACAUCGUUGUUCUUGUCGUCGCAGCGGAUGAUGGUGUGAUGCCUCAGACAAAAGAGGUUAUCGAACUUAUCAAGGGAGAGCGGGACAAGCUUGGGGUUGUUGUGGCUAUCAACAAGGUUGAUAAACCAGAAGCGGAUGUGGAAAAAGUUCAGCAUGCACUCCUUGCAGAGGGCAUACAGCUGGAGGCAUUUGGAGGAGACAUCCCGUCUGUCGAUGUGUCCGGGUUGACGGGACAGGGGUUGGAUGAUCUAAUAGACACCUUGUCUUUGAUGGCCGAGGUACAGGAUUUACGCGCAGAGCGAGAUGGACCAGCCUAUGGGCAUGUCAUUGAAUCAAGGAUGCACAAAGGCCUCGGAUCUACUGCGACAGUCCUGGUUUCACGUGGAUGUCUGACUCCUGGCGCUCAUAUCCUGGCAGGCACAUCUUCCGGCAAAGUCCGUCUUAUGUCGGAUUCAUCUGGCGCACCUGUUAAGGCUGCAUACCCUGGAAUGGCGGUCACCGUGUCUGGGUGGCGCUCACUUCCGAGCGCAGGUGAUGAAGUUGUGCAGGGGAGCGAGGGCGACGUAAAAAAAGCCCUUGCAAAUAGGGUUAGGAAGAAGGAAGUGGAAACCGUUCUGAUGGAUGCGGAGGCAAUUAAUAUUGCACGAGCAGCAGAACGCGAAAGAGUCCGGAGGGAAGAGGAUAAGAAUCAAGAAGUGAGGAAUGUAUUAGAUGGCGGCCCUAAAGAGCUCCGGCUGGUGAUCAAGGGUGAUGUGAGCGGGAGUGUUGAGGCCGUUGUGGGCGCGCUGGGAGGGAUCGGCAAUGAAAAGGCUCGCGUCAAGGUCGUAUCCACGGGGGUAGGGGAUGUAAUGGAGAGCGAUGUGAUGAUGGCUAAGGCCGCUGAGGGCAUGAUUGUUGCCUUCUCAGUCAACACUCCGCGUUCAGUGGAGACUGUUGCGACACAGAAUCACGUCCCAAUUUACUCGUCCAAGAUCAUCUAUCGGAUCAUGGACGAGGUCCGAGACCGUGUCACCGCAUUGCUGCCUUGCACCUAUGAGACCAAAGUUACUGGCGAGGCGACCGUUUUACAACUUUUUGAUAUCCACCUAAAAGGGAAGACGACAAAGAAGAUUGCAGGCUGCAGAGUCACCAAUGGCACCAUCGAGAAGUCGAAAGGUGCCCGAGUUGUACGCAAUGGCCAAGUAAUCUAUGAGGGUGCCCUCGAUGCGCUUAAGCAGCACAAGAAGGACAUGCCGGAGGUGAAGAAAGGUACUGAAUGCGGGAUCAGUCUGCAGGACUAUGAGGAUUUGCGUGACGGUGAUUUGAUACAGAUGUAUCAGACGAUAGAAAUACCUGGCGUAUUAUGA
This is a messenger RNA of Suillus paluster, 2526 nucleotides long. RefSeq lists its product as uncharacterized. The record is from RefSeq and is a predicted model, not a curated record. Gene Ontology annotation, molecular function: GTPase activity; translation initiation factor activity; GTP binding. Gene Ontology annotation, biological process: translational initiation. NCBI's taxonomy places the organism in Eukaryota, Fungi, Basidiomycota, Agaricomycetes, Boletales, Suillaceae. Bases 1 to 2526 code for a protein of 841 amino acids. The transcript has 8 exons.